AUGGAUCGGGAACAACAGGAAGAAGCAAAAGCGUACCUGAAGCAGGAAAGCAAUGUUUUUACGAAAUCGAUCCAGGAAUUGGGAUGCACCGAUAAAGUUUACCAUGAGAUUAGCACUGGUAAUGAUAGACCAAUAAAGCAAGCUGCUUACCGAAUGGCACCUAGUAUCAAGGAUUUUGUAAAGCAAGAGCUCACUCAAUUAAAAGAAAGAG
Messenger RNA from Acaulospora morrowiae, 211 nucleotides. The record is from the annotation of a GenBank genome assembly. Lineage: Eukaryota; Fungi; Glomeromycota; Glomeromycetes; Diversisporales; Acaulosporaceae.